AUGCAUCUCAACGGCCUACUCCGCGGGCUCACCCUGCUGUUACUCAGCAGCGGGGCCGUCUCUCUCCCGCACCAGGAUAGCCGGAACGAUCUGAUGCACAGCAGACGCCACCUGAUGGCGAGGCAAGCUCCCGUCUCAAACACCACAAGACCAGCUAGCACCAGGGCCUCCUCCACACAACCCCUAAUCACUCCCGACCCUAGAACAUCCACACGCGUAUCAUCCACAUGGACAACCAUCGGGACGUCAAGCUCAGCACCGACAACUCAGACAAUCUCUGGUGGAGAGGUCGUCGUAGCAGUUAUCGGAGCAACCUACGUAGCUGGCGCUGGCGGCGGAUCUCUCGUGGUUGCAGGUGUCACCCACGCGCUAGCUCCCGGAGCUGUUGUGUCAAUCAUCGGUACCGGAGCGAACGGUGAUACUCCUGAGAUUGAAAACAUCUCGAAUCCGGCCCCAUCACAAAAUCCGCAAACCUCGGAUCCGGCAGAAUCCAAGCCUCCUUCUUCUGCUCCGUCUGUUCCCAGCUCUACCUCCGCAGCACCUACUUCAACAUCUGCAACAUCGUCUUCCACACCGUCAUCCACAGCUGUACCAACGCCCUACAUCAUUCUCACUUCGCAAAACUCCACAAAACAAGAGAUUCAAGACCUCAACAACACACUCUCAAGAGAUGCUGCACCAAGGUCACUGGAGGAGGUCAUUAGUGACCGCACCGGCUUGGUGGCCAUGUUCAAGGCGAACAUCACUACUGAGCAGGCAAACGCUAUGUCCAAGCGUCCUGGUGUUGCCGGUGUCACUCCUGAUGAGAGGCUGGAAGAAGAGCAACCGCCGUCAUCUUCUGCACCGCCUUCAUCUGCAUCGCGCCAGCCAACAGCGACUGGCCCUCCUGGUUCGCCAAAGACAAGUGUUCCUAACCCGUCUGAUAUUGCACUACAAUCGGAUGCAGUUGAUGAACUCAAGGCAAUUUCGCAGCCAGCUGGAGCAAGCAUUGCGGACUUGCCUGGAUUCGGAUAUGCUUCUGAAGCUGGAAAGGGAGUCACGAUUUAUGUCAUUGACACGGGCGCCAAUGCUGAGAACUCCGAAUGGACGGGCAUGACGGGAACGAAGGGCUUUAUGUACGCCCCUGGCGCGACGAAGGACGAGACUGACUUCUUGAACCACGGCUCCUGUGUAGCUUCGAAAGCAGCCGGACCAGCAUACGGCACCGCCAAGGGAGCUGAUUUGAUUGCUGUGAAGCUACCAGGCACUCUCUCGCUCUCCGCUAUCUUCACAGCUUUGAUUGAGAUUAGCAACGAUGUCUUCCAGAAGAAGCUUGAAGGCAAAGCUGUCAUCAACAUGUCCCUAGGAUCUCGUAUCCCCGACAAAUUGUCGUCUACCACCACCGCGUACAAGCUACUGCUUGUAGCCCUUAUGGCCGAAGAUAUCGUCAUCGUCACGGCGUCUGGAAAUGAUGCUCAAUAUGGCGUGGAUGAUGUGACAGAGUACCCUGCUCUCUUCGGGCCUACCACGGAUAUCAUCGUCGUUGGAGCGACUGAGAAUGACGGCUACCGUGCAUUUUUCUCCCAAGGCACUGGAGAUCAACUAACUGUUUCUGCCCCCGGUUUCGUCGAUUGUGCCUCUGGUAGAUCUGCCGGUUCGCAGGAGCUUUAUGGGACUUCGUUCGGUAAGUCAACAUACCCACUUCCUGGCACCCCCCUGUUUCUGGCACCCACAAAAACGCGAAAAUCCACCACAACCCAAUGCCCACCCCCAACCUCCUUUUAUCACAACAUUUUCAAUUCGCGUCCAAAUGGGCUCAUCUUUUGCACAUGUCUUCUUCUAUAUAUAAUGCCUCAAUAUACCGAAGAUCAGCUUCGUCAGGCUCUCGAGGA
Molecule: messenger RNA, 1871 nt
Organism: Colletotrichum tamarilloi
Lineage: Eukaryota; Fungi; Ascomycota; Sordariomycetes; Glomerellales; Glomerellaceae
Exons: 5
Biological process (GO): proteolysis
Molecular function (GO): serine-type endopeptidase activity
Source: RefSeq, a predicted model, not a curated record